GUACACAAAGCGCUCGUAUCAAUUUCUUGUGUAGUGAAACUUAAGGUUUAAAUCAAAUUCAAUAGAAACUCGCCACGCGGUUGAUAAGUUUUAUAGUUCUUCACUUUUGGCGAAUCAACUUAAGAAGGAUUUUAGCAAACAUAUAGAGAACAUUUAUAUGGGCUAUCGGGGUCCCCCGAUUGUCUGGGAUGGAGACCGAUUGAUCUUGUUCAGCCUUCUUUGCACCAAUACUCGAACUCCUAAUUUCGGUUUUUGGAUCUAUCAAAGACUUAAAAAAACCCUCCAUCAUGCAUUGGGAGAAAACUACGGAAGAUAGAAGGUCACCUAGAUCACCGCGCAUGCUUACUCGAAAGACUAAGUCUGCAAGAGAGUUGUAUCGCCCUGCUAUUAAAGACCUAAGUGAAGAAACUAGGAAGAUUUACCCCGAUGAAAACGAGGAUCCAUUCAUGGCACCGGGUCCAGCUGUAAGUGAACCAGAUCUGUAUGCAAGGGCACUCACAGAUCGUGACAACGCAACCGAGAAUUCACCGGAAGUGACGACAUUACAACCGGCCUUCUCUAUAAAUCAGCGCAUCCAGGCGGCGGUGAUCGAAACGGAAUGCUACCGGAACAGGAUGCCCACAUCAGCAUCUAACCGACUGCGUCUUCUCAACACAUUCAAACGUCCUAGAAGUGUGGACAGUUACUUUGCUUCCCCCUACCAAAACGAGGCUCCCCUUGAUCAAAGUAUUCACAUCACAAACUUGCCUAAUGUUCAUCAUGUUCACAAGCCACACCGAAAAAGAAAUGCACCGUUACAAAGCACAACAACUCAAACUUAUGAAAAUUUUCACAGACCACAAAUUCGUCAUGUGAUACAAAAUGGGACUAUGCUCUCAGACGGAAGUACGGGGAAGAUAAGUGGUUUUCACGAGUAUCUCAUAAGUAAACACCCAACAGUGAAACAAAGAAUAGCCUCUUGGCUGACUGAUGGACUGAAGGUACAAAGUAUCAGGCUACGAAACAGUCAGAGAGAGAAAAUAUCAAAUCAAAAAGCACCAGGAAAGUUGAGAACUAAUUUGACAGAAAGAAAAUUGUUCAUUCACAGGGACUUAACAGAUCUGGAGGCAGAGGGGGAAGAAAUUGAAAGUAAAAUUUUCGAACUUAGAAUUUCUUCUUUGCAACCUUCGGGAUGACCAACUUCUCUUUCUUUUUCUUCAGUCAUUAAAUGUGCACUUGUCUGUAAUUUAU
Molecule: messenger RNA, 1230 nt
Organism: Saccostrea cuccullata (small rock oyster)
Lineage: Eukaryota; Metazoa; Mollusca; Bivalvia; Ostreida; Ostreidae
Exons: 5
Coding region: 288-1175 (295 amino acids)
Source: RefSeq, a predicted model, not a curated record